This is a messenger RNA of Aspergillus costaricaensis CBS 115574, 387 nucleotides long. RefSeq lists its product as uncharacterized. The record is from RefSeq and is a predicted model, not a curated record. The coding region runs from base 1 to 387 and encodes 128 amino acids. The transcript is spliced from 3 exons. NCBI's taxonomy places the organism in Eukaryota, Fungi, Ascomycota, Eurotiomycetes, Eurotiales, Aspergillaceae.
AUGGAGAAUACUAUCUCGUCUCGAGGCCUUGCAUUGGAGGCACGGAAGCCGGUUUUCUUCGAUGUUCUUAAUAAUCUUUGGGAUCCGGAGUCAAAUCCGGGUGGGAUUGUGAAUAUCGGACUAGCUGAGAAUGCAUUGAUGCAAGCUGAGAUGAAGUCAUUUAUUAACGCGCAGCCUGGGGCUGAAGCUCAUGCCUUAACCUAUGGUGAUGGCUUCACGGGCUCCAAGAAGCUCAAAGCGGCCAUGUGCUAUCUUCUUAAUUGUCAUUUUCAGCCAUAUGUGCCUCUACACCCGUCACAUAUGUGCAUUACAGCCGGAGUGAGUAGUGCGAUUGAGAACUGCGCCUGGGCAUUAUGUGAUCCGGGCGACUAUGUGCUUGUGGGAUGA